AUGUGCUCACUCGCCCCCCAUCCGUUUCUCUCCUUAAGCAAACCGUUCACUAAACGAACUCUCAUUUCGCUCCGAAAUGUAAUCCGCGACUCGGCACUGAACAAACCCGGUAUCUUAGCAGAUUCGUCGGCGAGCCCGUCAAGGGAUGCGGCCGUCCUAAUUCCCUUCUGCAAUGUCAACGACGUGCCCGGAAUACUCUUUGAAGUGAGGGGGAAGACGCUACGGUCGCACUCUGGCGAAAUAAGCUUCCCCGGUGGGAGAAUAGACUCUACCGAUAAGUCUUUUCUCGCUGGUGCACUUAGAGAAACUAGAGAAGAGCUGGGGAUAUCUCCAAAUCGAGUAGAGGUGCUUGGGGAGUUAGGUCCAACAGAAGUGAAUCUACGAGGUAACAUGCGUGUGUGGCCAUAUGUCGCCUUCGUGCAUGGCCACCAGAUCAACGAAAAGGGAACGCUGGACACUCCCCUUUCAUCCAUCGACCUAGAAGAUGUAUGGAAGCAUAGAUCGCUAGAAGAAGUUGCAUCCGUAUUCCACCUCCCCUUGCAAGCCCUCGCAUCCCCCGUGCGAUUGAAAGCCUCCAAGUUCCGAGGUGGAUGGCCCUACUGGGCCGUAGAUGUAUCCGACCUGGUGGAGGCUGAAAAGGUGGAACAUGGUGACGGUGAGUUUGUAGACGAAGUAGGGUGUGGACAAGAAGGCAGAAUCGAAAUCUGGGGGUUAACCGGAUGGUAUCUUUCUCUCCUCACACGGAUACUACAGAUACAUUCCUAG
Pleurotus ostreatus (oyster mushroom) is the source of this 765-nucleotide messenger RNA. RefSeq lists its product as uncharacterized. Gene Ontology annotation, molecular function: coenzyme A diphosphatase activity. Bases 1 to 765 code for a protein of 254 amino acids. The transcript has 4 exons. Lineage: Eukaryota; Fungi; Basidiomycota; Agaricomycetes; Agaricales; Pleurotaceae. The record is from RefSeq and is a predicted model, not a curated record.